AUGAGUAAGCGUUCGAAAGAGAAAGAAUCGGCUGAUCGAGCCAAGAAGCAUCCCGUUUCCCGGUCACUUCCCGAUCUCGAUUCUAAAGAUCGGAUUUCCACUCUAGAACGGGAAAUGGCUCGUAUAAAGAAAAAGGAAGUAAAUGCGGUUCAAUUCGAGGUAUGUGAAGAUUGUGGUGAUAUUGGACAUAGAGCAGAACAAUGUCCAACGGGGCUGAGUGAUUACACGGAGGAGGUCAACCAAGUUGGUCGAGUCAUAGAUAAUGGUGUCAAAUCACCAUCACCCCAGUUUGUUGAAGAGGUGGUGGAAGAUGCUAGUGAGGAUGAGCAUGACGAUGGUCAAACGGGUCAAAAUAAAAAUGAUUUGAAAAAGAAGAAUAGCACUCCUGCUAUGACCAACCCCGUCCCUAAGGCUAAAAAAAAGGGGUCACAGGUGGAGGUGGAGAGAAGCAUAGACGAGGAAGUGAAGAGUUUGGAGGUGCUUGCGGUUCGAGAAGCAAAACCGACAUGGACGCACCAAGUUAAAAGUUUACAGGAGAGCAUUGACACUAAAUUGAAGCCGUCUUUAGUAGAGCCUCCGGAGGUUGAGUUGAAGGCAUUGCCGAAGCAUCUCAAGUAUGCUUAUGUUGGUGAAGGCAAUACACUCCAGGUUAUUAUCGCAUCAAAUUUAACCGUGGAGCAAGAGGAAAAGUUGAUGGAGGUGUUGGUCACCAAUCAGGUACCUCAUGGAGAAGAAGGAUGCAAAACCGAGAUUAAUCCGAUGGGUGUUGUUGCUCCAAGAGUUCGAUUUGGAGAUACGGGCAAAAAGGGUAUUGAGAAUGUGGUAGCGGACCACUUGUCCCGGUUGACGGUUGAAGAAGAUCCGAAGUCCUUAGAGAUCAAUGAGUCUUUCCCAGAUGAGCACAUAAUGAAAUUAGAUAAAUUGCCAUGGUACGCCAACAUUGUCAAUUAUCUUGUUACAGGUAGGGAACGGAAACUCAAACUAUGCGAGUUGGAGGAAUUACGGGAAAUGACAUAUGAAUGCGCGUCCAAGUACAAGGAUGGGAUGAAGAAGGCGCAUGAUGGAUACAACUCGAAGCUCAAGUUCUUUCCUGGAAAGCUCCGUAGCAAAUGGAUGGGACCUUAUGUGAUCACCCGGGUCGGACAAUUGGGUGACGUUACUAUCGAAGACCCGAAGGAUGGGGUACGACAAACGGUAAAUGGUCAUCGGCUAAAACCAUUCCUUGAUGGUAACGAAAAGUUGGAGGAGAACAAAGAAUCGGUGAGCUUCGUGGUAAGCAUCCCGGUUUAUGAGGUUGAGUGA
This is a messenger RNA of Helianthus annuus (common sunflower), 1302 nucleotides long. RefSeq lists its product as uncharacterized. NCBI's taxonomy places the organism in Eukaryota, Viridiplantae, Streptophyta, Magnoliopsida, Asterales, Asteraceae. The transcript is spliced from 5 exons. The record is from RefSeq and is a predicted model, not a curated record. Bases 1 to 1302 code for a protein of 433 amino acids. Gene Ontology annotation, molecular function: zinc ion binding; nucleic acid binding.